UAGUUAGUUAAUGUUUUUGCCUUUUUGCCGCCAUUAUAAAUGGCAAGACCCCGUUACCGACUUCGUUGAGUUUGAACACUUAAGAGAACUUUUAGUCAGUCACAAACGCGGUUAUUACAUCAAAACGACACGAAGCACUUUCGUUCCCGAUACUCAUACUCGGAACACCAACUCCCAUCUUCGCCUUCGGGUUAGGGUUAGGGUUAGGGAAUUAGGGCUUCGAACUUCGACGCAAUGUCGUCCAUUAACCCCUCACGAGCUACCGCUCCCUCCGCCUUCGCCACGCGCCGGCCGUGGGAGGAGUUCUUCGCGCUCCACUCGUUCACGCGCCCCUACACCCUCGGCGAGACCACGCUCCGCGUGAAGCGCAACCUCGGCCACUUCCGCGUGAACUACGCCAUGGUCGUGCUCCUCUUCGUGUUCCUUAGCCUCCUCUGGUUCCCUAUCUCCCUCGUCGUCUUCCUCGCCGUCUUCGCCGCGUGGUUCUUCCUCUACUUUUUCCGCGAUGGCCCCAUCGUCGUGCUCCGCCGCGAGCUUGACGACCGCCUCGUCCUCGCGGCGCUCUCCGCCGUCACCGUCGCCGGGCUUGUCCUUACCGGCGUCUGGCUCAACGUUGUGGUGGCGUUGCUCUUCGCGGCGGCGGCGGUGGCGCUGCAUGCGGCGCUUCGGAACACCGAGGAUUUGUACGUGGAUGAAUUGGAAGUUUCUGAUGGAGGUUUGGUUUCGGUUGUUGGUGGUAGCCCUACGAAACGAACAGGAUCCUUUUGUAGCCUGCUGUGAGUCAAUUACUGAGACUUGUAACUGUACAACAUUUGAGAGAAUUGAAUAGAGAACCAUGGAAUGCCAAUUCAUCAUUCUCUUAUGUUUAGCUGCAAUUAGCUGACACCUAAGUUAGUUAAUGUUAGCUACCUCUUUUUAGUUAGUCAGUUGGCCAUUUGGGUUGAUUGGGAUCUGUUCUCUCAAAACAUGUGUAUAAGAACAGAUUGUAAACCACAUGCAAUCAGACUCUGACUAUUGAAACUCUUCCCUCUUUUAUUUUUGAGUACUCUUCAUGUU
Molecule: messenger RNA, 1056 nt
Organism: Glycine soja
Lineage: Eukaryota; Viridiplantae; Streptophyta; Magnoliopsida; Fabales; Fabaceae
Product: PRA1 family protein F3-like
Exons: 2
Coding region: 235-780 (181 amino acids)
Biological process (GO): vesicle-mediated transport
Cellular component (GO): Golgi apparatus; endoplasmic reticulum
Source: RefSeq, a predicted model, not a curated record